Messenger RNA from Oryctolagus cuniculus (rabbit), 2964 nucleotides. The record is from RefSeq and is a predicted model, not a curated record. NCBI's taxonomy places the organism in Eukaryota, Metazoa, Chordata, Mammalia, Lagomorpha, Leporidae.
CGUGUCUCAGCGAGCCAGUCCCAGCGGAUUCACGUGUUAAUUCACUGGCGUGUUGCGCGGCAGAAGCACCCCCCACUCUGCCUUCCCCCACUUCCAACUGUUGUGCUGCGGCAGGGCUCGGGGUGAGUGUCAGCUGAGCCCUUCUUUCUGGGGCAGCCCUCCUGAUUCCGUGACAGCCCAGUCUGAUGGACUUGGUCUUUGCUUCCCCGUAGCACACAGAGCAACGCGCUCCUUAAAGGGACCUCGUGCUUGUCGGCGCGACUGAGGGCUGGGCGAGGCGGGCUUCCGCCCAAGAAUGAGUGGGGAGGGGUCCUGAGGAACCUCCACGUCCUCCCGGCGCGGGGGAGGGAAGGAGCCUGCAGACCGAGGGGACCAGAGCGCCGGUAGCCGGGGCCCGGCUGGCAGUUAGCGGCUGCUAGGGGCGCUGCCUGCGGUGCAGAGGGUGCGGGCGGCGCGCCUUGCGGUUGCCUGCGCUGCCGCGAGCCGGCGCCCAGCGGCGCGCCCGCAGUCAGGCCCCGCGGACUGCUCCGGGCAGGGCCGCGUGCGCUCACCAUGAAGGCUCAGCGCUAGGCUUCUGCAGCAGCCUCCGACCGCUCGGAUUCGGCGGUGCACUUGGCAGAGGCUCCUGCCCGGCGAGAGCUCGCAGCCAGAUCCGCUCUCCAGCUGCCGGGACAACUUCGCCGUCGCCUGUUUACUUCUCCGGGAGCCAGGGACUCUGUCCUGCACCGCAGCCACCCCUGCCCCUCGGCCGCCUCUUAAGUCAGCCUCCCGGGCUCGUCCGACGGCAACCCCGGGGAAGCGCUAGCGAGGAGGGGCUGCGAGCCGAGCAGAAGCCCCCCGACUGCUCAAGCUCUCGUGACCGCCUCUGUUCUGGGGUUCGGAGAGGGCCCGUGCGCUGCCCGGGGAAGCAAUGCAAGUCUCCAUAGCCUGCACAGAGCACAAUUUGAAGAGUCGGAAUGGUGAGGACCGACUUCUGAGCAAGCAGAGCUCCAACGCCCCCAAUGUGGUGAACGCAGCGCGGGCCAAAUUCCGCACGGUCGCUAUCAUCGCGCGCAGCCUGGGGACGUUCACCCCUCAGCAUCACAUUUCUCUCAAAGAGUCCACCGCCAAGCAGACUGGCAUGAAAUAUAGGGUUCCUCAGAGAUGCAUCAACAGAGAAAGGAUCUUCAAGUUUGUUUGCACUGGGGCCGGUGUGCUGAGACCACUUGAGGAGAUAAAUGUGGGGUUUCUCCCUGCAGCUCCUUCCUCACUUUUCAACUUCAAGAAUCUUGGGAAAUCAGGACUCAGAGUUUCGUGCUUGGGUCUUGGAACAUGGGUGACAUUUGGAGGUCAAAUUUCCGAUGAGGUUGCUGAACGGUUGAUGACCAUCGCCUAUGAAAGUGGCGUUAAUCUCUUUGACACUGCUGAGGUCUAUGCCGCUGGAAAGGCUGAAGUGAUUCUGGGCAGCAUCAUCAAGAAGAAAGGCUGGAGGAGGUCCAGCCUGGUCAUAACAACCAAGCUCUACUGGGGUGGAAAAGCGGAAACAGAGAGAGGAUUGUCAAGAAAGCACAUUAUUGAAGGAUUGAAGGGCUCCCUCCAGCGGCUGCAACUGGAGUACGUGGAUGUGGUCUUCGCCAAUCGCCCAGACAGUAACACCCCCAUGGAAGAGAUUGUUCGAGCCAUGACACAUGUGAUAAACCAAGGCAUGGCCAUGUAUUGGGGCACCUCACGGUGGAGCGCUAUGGAGAUCAUGGAAGCCUAUUCUGUGGCAAGACAGUUCAAUAUGAUCCCACCAGUCUGCGAACAAGCCGAGUAUCACCUUUUCCAGAGAGAGAAGGUGGAGGUCCAGCUGCCGGAGCUCUACCACAAAAUAGGGGUUGGUGCGAUGACAUGGUCUCCACUUGCCUGUGGAAUCAUCUCAGGAAAAUAUGGAAACGGGGUUCCUGAAAGUUCCCGGGCCUCACUGAAGUGCUACCAGUGGUUGAAGGAAAGAAUUGUGAGUGAAGAAGGCAGAAAACAGCAAAACAAGCUGAAAGACCUGUCCCCGAUCGCCGAGCGCCUGGGCUGCACACUACCUCAGCUUGCCGUCGCCUGGUGCCUGAGAAACGAGGGUGUGAGCUCCGUGCUCCUGGGAUCAUCCACUCCAGAACAACUCAUUGAAAACCUCGGUGCCAUUCAGGUUCUCCCGAAGAUGACAUCCCACGUGGUAAAUGAGAUCGAUAACAUAUUGCGCAACAAGCCCUACAGCAAAAAGGACUAUAGAUCAUAAGGCAAUGCAUGAGCCUCAGAAGCUGCAUGGUUAAUUAGUGGCCUGUAGCCAGUACAGAACCGUUUUACUAGCCAGUUUUUCGAUCACUUAGCAGCCUACUGCUCAACCUCUAGCGUCCCCGGAUUCUCUGAGGUGUCUGCUGUCACUACCACUGUGCACCUGAAUUAUGAGCACAUCUGAAAAUCCACAACCAAGAAAUGCCAUUCUAUUUUCUUAUCUCGGACUGGAGUCGCCGACCUUGCACCGCUCUGUAUACCUGCUGCUUAUGCAAUGGCGCGAACGGGGAAAAGCUGAUUACUUCAGGCGCUUGGUAGUUGAAAGGCGGCUGUACAGAUCUAUUUUUUCAAAGAACAAAAUCCACAGAUGCAGUAUGAAGUGUGUAAGAAACAGUGGGAUAUCUUUACUCAGAAACAAUUUUACACUUUUCCCAUUUGCAUUCACAUUAGCAGGUUUUGUUUCACUUGUCUUUCAACAAAACCCAAAUUUCUAGGUUAUCUGCUUUCAUUACCUUUGAAAUAUUUACUGUUGCUUGGUCCUGUACAAUUUACCCAGGGUGUCUAUUAGGAUUCUAAUAAUGUUAUGUCCUCCAUUUAUGUGUAGAGAUGGUAAAAGAAUGAAUGCCCCUAAUUUUAGAAACAUUAUGGCUAAUUUAUGAAAGGGAAGGUGUUACACUGCUGUGGAAACUUAGCUUCAAAUAAAAUGUAAUGUAUCUGCAA